Patiria miniata (bat star) is the source of this 4107-nucleotide messenger RNA. RefSeq names its product adenylate cyclase type 10-like. Gene Ontology annotation, biological process: intracellular signal transduction; cyclic nucleotide biosynthetic process. The record is from RefSeq and is a predicted model, not a curated record. Lineage: Eukaryota; Metazoa; Echinodermata; Asteroidea; Valvatida; Asterinidae. The transcript is spliced from 26 exons. Gene Ontology annotation, cellular component: cytoplasm. Gene Ontology annotation, molecular function: adenylate cyclase activity. The coding region runs from base 165 to 3371 and encodes 1068 amino acids.
GUAAUGCAAUUCACACAAUCAUUAUGAACAACAGACAGCUUCAAACACGGCAGUGAAACAAGCCACAAAAACGAUGGGUUAUAGAUACAAUACACAGAUUGUUGAACGAGGGAAAAAGAAAUAAAAAGAAUUUGAAAUAAAAAGUACAAAGGAACCUCGACAAAAUGAAGAAAACGGAUGAGGCUAGCAAAGAGUUGGUGGCUCAUCUUCCUGAUGUUGUCAUUGAAGCAGCCAGGGGACUCAAGCAGCUCCCUGCUGUCCAGAAACUCAACGGAGUCCUCAUGUUUCUGGAUAUCUCUGGUUUCACAGCCAUGUGUGAGCAAUUCUCACUGCAGAACCACGGCGUUGACGAACUGACCAAGACUCUCAAUGACUACCUGGGCCACAUUGAAGACUUGGUGCUCAAGGCAGGGGGAGAUGUCAUCGAAUUUGCAGGUGAUGCAAUGCUUAUCCGGUGGAAUGCACCAUCAGUUGAAGCCAGCGUGACGGCCAUAGUCAAAGCCAUUAUCUGCUCUAGGAGGAUCAUGAAGACAUGCAACAACUGGGAUACUGAAGUAGGGGUCAAGCUGGGAGUCAAAAUCGGUCUCUCUGCAGGAGAGGUGUUCCUGACCUAUGUCGGCUCCAAGUCCUUUCGUCUCUUCUCCUCCAGCGGCCAGGCCGUGCGCGACGUCAACGAAGCCGAGAGGUACUGUGAGAAAGGCACCAUUAUCCUAGCCCCGUCUGCCUGGGCGCUGUGCCCUGAACGCAAGGGAAUCAAUGUGGAAAAGCUUGAGGAGGGCCAUAUCAAGGUUCUCAACAUAAGGAAGACAUGGGCUGAGUCCGAAUUGACGAAAGAAUCCCCGCCUCAAGAACAACAGAAACCCAAGGCACUGGGUGGAUUUCCAUCACUGCGACAGCUGAACUUGAAAAAUGUUCACAAACAUGAUUUGCGUCCCUUCAUUGCUGCACCAGUGUUACACAAGGUGGAUGAGAACCAGCCAAUGGAAUACCUGUGUGAGAUGCGAGAUGUCACUGUGGUCUUCAUCAACCUGUCUCUGGACCAUGGUCACGACCACGGCCGCUCGCUGCAAGGUGUUUAUGACAAGAUCUCCACCUCAGUUGUCCAGUUUCAAGGAGUCAUCAACAAGAUUUUUGAGUUUGACAAGGGUACCAGUUUCUUGGUGCUGUUUGGUUUGCCUGGCUUCAAGCAUGAGGAUGAAGUGGGCCAUGCCUUGCAGUGUUCCAGUCAGAUCACGACGACGGUCAACGACAUGAUAGAAGUCAGGCAAGUGUCUGUGGGUGUAACAACAGGCAAAGUUUUCUGCGGGGUCGUCGGUCAUCCAGAGCGACAUGAAUACACAGUUAUCGGGCCCAAGGUGAACAUGGCAGCGCGUCUGAUGAUGAACUACCCAGGCAAGCUAUCAUGCGAUGAGGAGACGCGUACUCGAUCAUACCUGGAGGCUGCUCACUUCCACGACCUGCCUGAGAUCAAACUCAAGGGAAUGGACAAUCCAGGACCCAUCUCAGAAUACAUCGACUCUGCCGUUGGGAAAGAUCACUCUAUUCCAGAGGCCAAGCAUGCACUACUAGGCUAUACGCCUGAGUUUCUAGAUGCCCUGAAUACCUUAGAGAAGGUGUGUAGUUCAUCCAGCGAUUACAGACAUCCGUUAUUCCUGGUGGUUGAGGGUGAGCCUGGUGUAGGAAAGACACGCUUCCUGAGAGCUGUCAUUGAUGCCGCUAUCAAGAAUGAUAUGAGGAUUGCGUGUAGCAGACCCACCGUCAGCAGCACCAGUAACCCCUACACCACAGCCUGCUAUCUCAUCACUGAGCUACUAGAGCUAGCCGAUAUCCCCAGCCCACAGGAGAGGGAACAGAUACUGGAGGAACGUUAUGGAGGAACCGAGAUGUAUAAUAGCCUGAGUCUGCUCAACAACCUGCUGGGAAUACAGCUUUCUGCCCACGAGUCCGUAGCCAGCCUCUCCCCAGCGGGGCGUACCAAAUCCCUCCAACGCCUCCUGGGUCGUAUCGUCCGAGACACCCAACUAGACACCAACACGGCCACUCUGAUAGCCAUCGAUGACGCCCAAUACAUCGACAAGGACUCCUGGGCUUACUUACGCUUCUUCGCCGGCUACUCUUGCCUGUUCGUUCUAGGCAUGGGAGAGCUCAGGAAGGGGGCGGAGUCUGAGGCCGUGGAGGGGAGGGAGAAGAUCUUGAACAGUCCACUGUGUAUCCACGUCAAGCUUGACGGGCUGGAGUCUAUCAAUAUGGAACCGUUGCUGUGCCAGCUGCUGGAAGUGGCUAGCGUGCCCAGGGAACUCACCAAUUUGUUGGGCUCUCGUCUGGCAGGCAAAAUCAACCCAUCCUGGGUCAAGCAGUGUGUCAGCAAUCUACUGCAUCAUCAGUUGCUGGAGAUCAACACCAAGGGCAAGCAACCUCACUGCAAUGUGGCCGAGGGAGUCAGACUGAUUGAUCUAGAGAUACCUGCGUCGCUCAGUGGGUGUAUGAUUGCCUUCAUUGAUCGUCUCCCUGCUGCCGAGGGUACAGCUGUCAAGAUAGCAUCCAUCAUUGGGGCCUCCUUCAAUAAUGCAGUGCUCAGCCAUCUCAUGCCUCUUACUCCAGCACACAAGGUCCUUGAGAGCAUAGGAGGCCUCAUCUCAGCAGGAGUCUUCAUCUAUGAGAAUGGGCUGUUGCGAUUCCAGUCGGCCACACUUCAAGAAACAGCCUAUGGACUCCUUGUGGAAAAACAACGGCGCAAGCUGCAUGAGAGAUAUGCCAUCUACUUGGAGCAACGUUACCUCGGAUUCAGCAAGAAAAAAAAAAAGAUGUUCAGCCUGAUCAAAAAGAAGAGUCGAAUGGUUCAGCAGAGGAAACCGGCAAGUUCUGGAGAGGUGGCCUUGCAGUUGAUCUACCCUCAGCUUGUGACUCACUGGCGUAAGGCAGGGAACCAGACCAAGACUGUGGAGUACCUGAUCCAUGCUGCCGAGUCGGCCGUUGCCCUGGGGAACACCAUGCAGGCAAUCUCUUUCAUCUAUCAAGCCAAGGGUCUGUUGCCAACUCCGGACCAGAUAGUGCAUCUUGACGCACUGGCUGCUAAGGCGACUACUAGUCUGUUCUUAACCAGAGAGAAACGGAAGAACAUUUCAGUCAACAAGCAGCGAUGGCAGUGGGCUGCAGCGAAAGCUCUCAAAGCCUCCCGCGCUGCUAAGGAUGACGCCAAGGAGGAGCCGCGUAAACCUAUCGACCCUUACUACGCCAAGCCUGUCAGUUACCCUAAACGACCUACAAGUAUUCAGAAGAAGCCAAGCUGGACCAAAGGGCAGCUGAUAGCACUGACUGCUGCCGCUCUCCUGCUUAUGUUUCUUGUUUUAUGCUACAUUUUUGUCAAGUAAAAUCACUGGUCUAAUCAGAUAUCCGUGAACGGCAAGUUAGUUCCAAUUCAAAUUGUGAGAAAGUUUUAUCAUGGACAGUAACAUUCACAAAGAAGUCGGUAGAGACAUGUUAAAAAAAUUAAGAGAAAUUAACUGUUCUUUUUUUCAGCAGUGCAAUGCAGCAUUUUUGUAAAUAUAAAAUUAAAGUCCUGAAGGAUUAUUAGUACUAUUUAAUCGUUGUUCUACCUCCUACAUGUACAUAGUUAUCAAAUGUAAGUUAUAUUCAACUGCGAUUUAUAAAGAGCUACAUGUAGCCUCGUGCGAAACUUUACCGUGAAUCACAACUGACUUACCUAAAAUAAGUUGGGUUUCUAGCAAUAUUUUUAACUGCAUGUAUCCUCGUACAAAACUUCACCGCCAAACAGGCAUUGUAACUGACUAUCCUAAAACAAGCUAGGUUUCUAGCAAUAUUUUUAACUGCAUGUAGCCUCGUACAAAACUUUACCGCCAAACAUAACUGACUGACCUAAAUUAAGUUGGGUUUCUAGCAAUAUUUUUAACGGCAUUUUUAAGAGAGCAAUAUUUUUAACUGCGUUAUCAAGUCAGGGCCUUGUUCAAGACAUUUCCGCUAAACAUAACUGAGUGCCCUACUAUUGGAUUUCUAGCAAUAAUUGCAAGGACAUUACAAUGCUAUUUAUACUUUGAUAGUUGGCAUAGUUAAAAUGAAAAUUCAUUUAGGUCUUUAUGUAAAAUUACA